This is a messenger RNA of Orussus abietinus, 1013 nucleotides long. Its product is annotated as mitochondrial inner membrane protease subunit 2. Gene Ontology annotation, cellular component: mitochondrial inner membrane peptidase complex; membrane. Gene Ontology annotation, molecular function: serine-type endopeptidase activity. The transcript has 3 exons. The coding region runs from base 471 to 977 and encodes 168 amino acids. The record is from RefSeq and is a predicted model, not a curated record. Lineage: Eukaryota; Metazoa; Arthropoda; Insecta; Hymenoptera; Orussidae. Gene Ontology annotation, biological process: mitochondrial respiratory chain complex assembly.
CAACUCUCAUCUUCUCUGUCUGCUUUUAUUCUUCAUGAAUAGGUGUAUUUCGGUAUUACCAGUAUUAGCAUUGUUUCCCGUAAAGUCGUUACCCUGGAUUUUAACAUAGCCUUAGAUAAUUAAAGGUGUUUCUAACUGGAUAAGGAUCAUACUGGGAUCGACACGGGACCGACAUUCAGCACGGAUGCAGAUUUAGAACUGGUUAAGGACAUACAGUAAAAAAUGUACUUUGUACGUGACGGUAACUUACAUCGUGAUGCAUGAUUACGUGUAAGUUAAUUCGUUAUCAGUCAGCGGCGACAUAACCUUAAAGGAAAUUAAAUAUACUCCCUUCCUUUGAGGAGUCUUUGAAAAUUGCAAGUUCCUCGAAGGAACAGUUGAGGAGAUAUCCUUUACUAAAUAUCAUCGAUUUAGGUCUUCGACAAUGUCAGUUCUUGAGUUGACAUUAUUUUGACAUAGAAUUGAUUUACAUGAAAGUACCGCUACUUCUCCGAAAUAUCCUUGUAGGCAUCCCGAUUGGGAUAACCUUCUUGGAUACGGUAGGUUAUGUGGCCCGAGUAGAAGGUGUCUCGAUGCAGCCUGUCUUAAAUCCUGAUCUUCGACAAACCGACUAUGUCUUUCUAAAUCGAUGGCAAGUUCGUGGGUAUAAAGUGGAACGUGGAGAUGUAAUAUCUCUUACUUCUCCCAAGUACCCCAAUCAAAUGUUAAUUAAACGAGUGGUAGCGGUAGCAGGAGAUAUUGUACAUACGAUAGGCUAUAAAUCUGAAUUUCUUAAGGUACCAGAUGGUCACUGCUGGGUAGAAGGUGAUCAUACCGGUCAGUCCAUGGAUUCUAACUGUUUUGGACCAAUUUCGCUUGGUCUGGUUACAGCAAAAGCCACGUGUAUCGUCUGGCCGCCAAACCGUUGGCAAUAUCUUAACUCUUCGUUACCCGAUCACCGUAGACCACUUAAUUUACGGAGAACCGUAACGAUAUAAAGUUCUGAUCCAAGAUGAAAGCCGUUCGCUUUAUUA